This is a messenger RNA of Medioppia subpectinata, 1128 nucleotides long. NCBI's taxonomy places the organism in Eukaryota, Metazoa, Arthropoda, Arachnida, Sarcoptiformes, Oppiidae. The record is from the annotation of a GenBank genome assembly.
CACCGACUGCGCGAUUUGUUUGACCUGAGCAUACCCUACUAUUAUGGGAACCGGAGUUCAAGUUUGUUCAACAAGGACAAAUUAACCGAGUUUGCUAUCGAUAUACACGUUAAUGCGAUAAGGCUGUUUAAUAAUAAUAAGACCCUCAAUGUGAUCGAGAUUACCGAUACUGAGCCCAUUGAGUCACUGGUGGUUCCAGACGGCCGGCAGGGGUUAAAUCAAAUGAAACCCAAAUGGAGAGAAUACCAGAUCGAUUUGAAAGAAAUGAAUAUAAACAUUUAUCAGCACGAAUCGUGGUUCCCACCUAGCUUGUACGAAGGUGGGGCGCACGUGCACCUGUCAAUGCACUCGCCAAACAUACUGCCCCAGGCAAUGUCACCCAACAAUUUUGUGCGACUAAAAACGGGCAAAUGGUACGAAAUGACAUACAACCGGUGGAAAACCAUACUAUUACCACCUAGCACCAGGGCGGGUGACUAUCAGCUCCGGGCCGACUGCGUUAAUCAAUGCGUUUACGACGGUUUGCUUAAGACUUGCGAUGCAGACAAACUGUCACCACUUCAGGGCCAACCUCUUGGUAAUAGCGAUAACACCGGUAGCGUCAACACCAGCACAGGUAAAAUUGGCAAGGUGGGCAAAGGUCUCGGCAAACGGCAACAGCACAACGCAACCCUAUGCCUGUACCGGUCGGAUAGUCUAUGGCGACAGGAGUUGGUGGGACCGGGCGCACCCCUGGCAGAUGAUCGCAUAUGCGCCAAAUACGAGCCUGGUACAAUAAAAGCAACGCUGGCCGGGGCUGAUAAGCAAGCGUUUGAGCGUACAGUAGACCGGAGGGCAUGUUUCCGACAGCACGCCUCCCGAGUGAACGGCGAGUGCGAACUCAAGUGUCCGCAAGAGUGCAAUAAUAGGUACUAUAACUAUAACGUUAAGACCAGCGAUAAGCUGCCCGGCCAUUCGCCCUGGACUAAGCAGACACAUGUCCGUAUGGCACACAAUCAGUUGCCCGAUCAGAUCACCGAGCACAUACCCGAAAUCAGUUUUGUCCAGUUUAUCGGCACGUUUGGAGGGUUGGUGGGCAUGUGGGUCGGUUUGUCAGCGUUUGCCGUAUUGGAUUUUGCCCUUGUUUGC